Molecule: messenger RNA, 1885 nt
Organism: Frieseomelitta varia
Lineage: Eukaryota; Metazoa; Arthropoda; Insecta; Hymenoptera; Apidae
Product: protein obstructor-E-like
Exons: 5
Coding region: 1042-1740 (232 amino acids)
Cellular component (GO): extracellular region
Molecular function (GO): chitin binding
Source: RefSeq, a predicted model, not a curated record
UUGUAUCCAUCAGCGUUGAAUAUCUUUAUUACUUUUCUUUCAGUGACUACGAAACGCGUAUAAAUUUUCGUGAGCAGUGAAAGUAAUCGAAGUCUGAAACUUCCUCGCAUGUUUCACGAGAAAUGUUUCCGAAAUCUGCUCGAUCGAUCAGUGUGUCUACGUGUAACGCUUUCGUGAUAAAUUUAAUUUAGUGUCGUUUUCGCAACGAUAGAAUCGACGAAAUUUUAUAUAACGUUAGAGUAACGUUAGUUUCAUAUCAAACUUUCUUAUUCUAUCUUAUACUAAUUGUUAUUAUUUUCAACUUAGAUUCCGCCAUCUGUUACAGAUCAGUAGUUUAUUCAGUGUAAGAUUACUAAGAUGUGUAAGACAGAAUUAAAAAUUGAAUAAAGAAUGCAAUAAAACAAGAGCAAAAAUUAUAGGAGGAUUAUAUAAGAAAAAUAGGAGGAAAAAGUAUGAGGGAUCUCCUUCGUAAACCAAUAAAUGAUCUAAUAUUAUUUAGUAUAUAUUCGCUUAUCGUCCGAUUAAAUUUAUAAGGAAUUAUUUAAACGAGAUAUGAUUAAAUAGAAAUGCAAGUUUACGACAUGUCGUAACGAUAUAAUGUAUACCUGGAUUUCGAAACAUUCGAAGAACAUAAUGAUCAUUUGUAAAGAUCGCGGUAAUUUUAAUUUUUCUGCAAAGAAUAGCGAAGGACGUCGAAGUGAGAGUACGAUGGAAAAAAGAGGAAGAAGAUGAACAGCGGCGAUGGCAAGAGAGAAAGAAGGAGACUAAAAGCGCGUGGCCCCUCCGAUCAAUCUCGAUUCUAGACGGUUAUCCGCAUCUAUGAAAAUGAAACGAAAGUGGGGAAGAAACAUUGGACGUAGUGGGGAACCAACGGGGUAUACACCGUGGCGAGUUGCCGAAGAGCUGCAGUGUUUCGCGACGGAGACACCAUUUCGAAGGGAAACCAAAAAGUAUAGAUAUUAUCACAUCUCAGUGACCAGUGUAUAGAAUAAACUUUGCUAGAUUGUCUUCACCCGAGUUGAGAGAAUAAAGGAUAAAAAUAUGGUCGGAGCGUCUUUUCUAACGAUAUUGGCUAUGAUUGCCAUAGCGCACGGUGCAUUCAACUGCCCGAGUAAAGAUGGCCAGUAUGAGGAUUCAAAGCAGUGCGACAAAUACUAUGAAUGCAUCGAUGGCAUUGCCACGGAGAAGCUUUGUCCAGAUGGACUGGUUUUUGAUCCGCUCAACCGUAAAGUGAACAAAUGCGAUCAUGUAUUCAACGUUGAUUGUGGAGAUCGUCUUGAAUUACAACCACCUCAACCGACCAAGAAGUGUCCGCGAAGAAACGGUUUCUUCGCUCAUCCAGAUCCGUCUGUUUGUAAUAUCUUUUACAAUUGCAUUGACGGCGAAGCUAUCGAAAUUACGUGUACCACUGGACUGCACUUCGAUGAAUAUAGUGGCACGUGUGUAUGGCCUGACAGCGCUGGUCGAGAAGGAUGUGGAGUAGUAGACAAGAAGUUGAAAGAUGGUUUCGAAUGUCCGAAAGAAAGUCAGGUCGACACUAGAGGAAUGGUUGUCGAUCAUCCUAAAUUUGCCCAUCCAGACGAUUGUCAGAAGUUUUAUGUUUGCUUGAAUGGAGUAACGCCACGUGAACAAGGUUGUAGCGAUGGAACUGUUUAUAAUGAGGAACAGCAAAGAUGCGAUGCACCUGAAAAUGUCCCCGGCUGUGAGGAUUGGUACAAGGACGAUGACAAGAAACCAUAAAAAAUCUUCUGAAUUUAUAUGUCCCGCAUCGGGAUCUUGGUAUCAUCAUAAAAUCACAUCAUCCUUGUUUAGUGGGUAAUCACGUGUGUGAUUAGACAUUUGAAUGUUCAUAAUUAAUAAAUUUUGUUUCAUUUUAUUCAUGUUA